AUGUGUCUUUUUUUUUUUUUUUUGUUAUUGUUUCGGGUUACUGGGGGAGCUGGGUCCAAGCUGUCCUGCAUGUGUGUCCCCCCUUGGUUUUGUUUAGGACUACAGGCGCCCUGACUCGCACGCAGACGCGUUGACCAGCCCGUCAGGGGAGAGUAACGGGCUUUCAAGGUAUAAAGUAGCCUGCCAUUGUUUUGUGUUGCCAUGGACAAGGCUUGGCGGGUGGAGUUUCGAAACGUAGGCUGCACGUACUUCCCUCAGAGCAGAGUCGACUGCCACUACACGCUGAGCUCGCAGCACAGCUGGACCAGCAGCGACUGGGUCGGGCUCUUCAAGGUGGGAUGGUCGUCAGUGAAGGACUACCAAACCUUCGUCUGGGCUGUGGCCCCGGCCGAUUAUCAGGAGGGCUCGGAGGUCAACUGCUGCGUGCACUUCCAGGCCUCCUACCUGCCCAGGCCCAGCUCCCAGGAACAUGAGUUUGUAUACGUUGAUGCUAAAGGAGAAGUGUGCUCCCGCAGCUCCAAAUUCACUUUCUGUGCCCCAAAGCCUCUUGAGGACAUGGUGACUCUCGAGGAGUCCCACGGUGAGGACGAAGGCGCAGACAUGCUGCUGGUAAUACCCCGGGCCGAACUGCUGCAGAAUCGGUUGCAGGAGUGUCUGCGGGAGCGGGCUGAGCUGCUGCGCGUGCAGGAGGCGGCAAAAAAGCUCCGGGAGAGAGACGGGGAGGACUACAAGAGAGAGAGGCAGGAAUGGGACCGACAGCGCAGGGCGUUGGAGCGUGAGGUCGGCAGGCUGAAGGAGGAGCUGACGCAGAGUCGUCGGAAGAUUGAGGAGCUGGAGAGGAAGCGGAAGGACGAACAGGCUUUUGGAGAGUGUUUAAGCCAGCAGAAAGCUGCUUUGAUGGAUGCCAAGGCAGCGAAAGAGCAGCUUAUCGGAGAGCUUGAGGAGGACAUCAAAACACUGACGCAAAGGGCUGUGGAAAGAGAAACAGAAUUAGAGAGAAUGAAAGAAAGAGCCAAGAGGGCAGUUGCCUUAAGGAAAGAAGAGGAGAGUGAAAGAAAAGGCUUGCAGAACAAGCUGGAUCAGACUGAAGCAGAGCUCAGAAGUCUGUCCAAGGAGUUCCAGGUUCUCAGGAACUCCCUGGCCCAGAGAGACACCAGCGCCCUGCUGCUGCAGAACACCAUCACCACCCUCACCCAGAAACUCACCACUGCUCACAGGAAGGAGACUGAAAGUGAAGCAUCACUGAAGGAGAUGCGGAGCCUACGGGAGCGGUUUCAGAUGAGCGAACGCACCGUCGAGGGCCUUAAGAGCGACCUAAGCUCCCUGGCAGCCCAAAGGGAUCACGUGCAGGCCGAGCUGCACCAGGUUCGAGUGCAGGCGGCCCAGCUGACCAUUCAGCUUGCGGAUGCCAGCAUGGCCUUGAGAGAAGGACGAGCCAACUGGGCCCAAGAGAGGCAGACUCUGCAGCGCACUGCGGAGUUGGACCAGGAGCGCCUGGAGAAACUGAACACGGAGAUGCAGAAGACGCAAGAGAGGCUGCAGGAGGAGAAGAUGGAGAGGGUGAAGCUGGAGGUUGAGCUCGGUAGAGAAAAAGAUUGCAACCGGGUUCAGCUGAGCGAAGCCCGGAGGGAGCUGCAGGAGCUGAAAGCCAGCCAGAGGGUUGCACAGAAAGAGAAGGAACAGCUACGAGCCGAGAAACAGGAGUUGAUGGAGUACAUCUGUCAGCUGGAGCAGAAGACGGGAACAGUGACCACUGCCAGGUGGGACGUCGCUCCCAUUGCCUCCACAGGGUGUCCUGAGACUCUGUUAUCCGACUCGGAGGACGAGAGCCCGGAGGCUUUGCAGAUCCUCCAUCCGCCGAGAUCUCUGGGGAAGUACAGCCUCUGCGAGCAAGGCCAGCCCGACUCCCUGCUCCUCUCGACCCCCCCUCUCUCCCCGCGGGACGUGGACAGGAGCGCGGUGGUCAUCAACCAGCCCGCCCCGCUCUCCCUGCCGCACCAGGCCAACGCCGACACCCUGCCGCACAGCUCCGAUUCGGAGGAGGAAUCUGAUCCAGUUCAGCGGGGAAGGAGAAACUCCGAAGAGGAAACGGCGCUUCUGUUGCCUGAGUACAAGGACACAUUUCUCAGCGAUCUGGCGGACACCUCGCUAUGGUGACGGGCGGACAUCCAGCCAAGACAACAGCAAAAGCAUUCAGAAAGCAAGAAGGGACUUUGUUUCCAGCUGCGUCGCAACUAACAAGCACAUAAACAGCACAUUAAAAACGCAAGACACAAUGUUAUAUGCAAUUACUCUGUAUCUGCCACCAACCUUGUCCCCCCCACCCCCCCCACCCCGUAGACUGUUGUGUUAUUGGCUCGGGCCGUGCCAGCGGCGGCAGGUCAACGCCGUGUUUAUGGCUCGCAGAAGACCGUUGCUCAGCUCUAAGCUGCAGGAAUUUUUUUUGGGGGGCCUGGCAUUUGAGAGUUCGCAGGCGGGUAGCGGAAUGAUUCCCGUUGAAUCAUUGCAGCGUCGAGAGCUUUACGACGGAUGUAAUGUCGUUUUUAUGGCGAUUGUGAUUAGGAGUCACGACGGGCUCUGUAAUUAUGAUGUUUUGUGUAGACUCGGCUCUGCGGGAAAUCGUGGCAAAGCUCUGCUCCAGCGUUAAAUCCUCCGCCUCUGGUUGGGACACUUUUCAUGGCAGCAUAAAGAAACACCAGAGCGCCGUUGAAAAGGGGGAGGGAAGAAAAAAAAAAUUGCAAUAAUGCAGGCUUAUGACAUCAUAUUUCUCCUCCCUUUAUACAGACUUAAAAUUUGAUAUGCACUUUUUUAUAGAACAAAAAUCAGAGAUGAUUCAUACAGAUGCAGUUAGGGCGACGGGGGCUUUCUUAUGGGCAGUGUUUAGAAUAAGUAAGCCUAUUAACAGCUGCUAAGAUAGAUGCGACAUGCUUUUCCCUACAUGUCAUAGUAAAAUUCACAUGCUUUUCAAGUCAGCCGCAUUUUUUUUUUAUUCAGCAAUGAGCCACAAUUUUGCUUUUAUAAUCAAUAAAGCUGCUUGCUUAUCAUUUAAAGAUCUUGUUCUUAAAGCUUAAUAUGCAGUCAUCCACUUCCAAAUUUGUGCCUAAAUAAUAAACUUAGAGUCGGCAUUUAGGUGUUUCCUUCUGCUCUUAUACUGCCUAAUAAAGAGAACCGCUGCCUCCCUUUUUAAUCAAUGCUGUAUGCAUUUUUAAUGGUUUCCUGUUUUAAAAAUGAACUUGAGUUAUGCUGCAAGUAAACUAUAUUCAGCUUCGGUUUGAAACGCCUCAGUCCGCGCAGCGUAGCAUAAAGCAAAACUUUUCGGGCUUGCCUAAGGAAAUUUGCUACCUUGAUGCUUCAUUUUAUCUGCUGUAUUUGCACCCUCUUUUUACUCUGGCCGAGUUUUUAGAUGAAAUAUUGAUACACGGAGACUCUGUAUGUUUGUUACGCGUUUUUCCUGAUUUAUCCGAAUAUAAAGUUGUGGGGUCGUUGAUCAUAUUUUGUAGCCUACAUUUUGGUGUUUUUACUGUCCUUUUUUUUUUUCAAAGCGUUACACAAAGUUUUGGUGUUGCCGUUUCACUGUUGCUAAAUACUGGUGCUAAUCAAAGGGAAUCAUACACGCUGGUUAUGUUUUGAGUUACGGUGUUUUGGAAAAAUAUUCAUAGCCCUUUAUCUCACCCCCAUUAUAUCAAAUUACAGCCAAUGAUAGAUGAUUUUACUUGUUACAAAUAGCAUCUUUAGGGGUGGGGUUUGCUUAUUUCGUCCUAUACCCCUGAACAAACUAAAAGAGUUACUAAGUGCUUUCAGAAGUCACCUCUGUAUAAAUACCGCUGGCGUGUGAAGGUCCCAGAGGUUUGCUAAACA
Molecule: messenger RNA, 3858 nt
Organism: Fundulus heteroclitus (mummichog)
Lineage: Eukaryota; Metazoa; Chordata; Actinopteri; Cyprinodontiformes; Fundulidae
Gene: calcoco1a
Product: calcium binding and coiled-coil domain 1a
Exons: 15
Coding region: 202-2157 (651 amino acids)
Source: RefSeq, a predicted model, not a curated record